AAGUUGCGGCGGCGGGGCGGGAAGCGAAGCGGCAGGGGGUCUGUGUGGGGUGCGUGUGUCCGCCCGGGGCGCGCUCCUAGCGCGGGGCUGCACGCGCCCGCCCGCCCGCGGGAAGUCCGUCGGCAGCAGGCGGGGUACAGGCGGGCACCGCUGGGCCAGAGCUGCGAAGCCAGGAGAUGGCUACAAAGCAGCGGGACAGGCAGCCCCGGAGUCUCCAGGUGCUCGCUCCGCUGGUGCCGAGGGAGCCAGUGAAGGGGAGAGGAAGGGAAGGUCCCCCAGGCCGGAAGCGAAGGAAGGGCCUGGAGAGGGAAGGGAAAGGCCCGGGUGGGCUGACCUCCCUCUCCGUCACUCCCCAGUGGUCCCCACCCAGCCCGCAACAGGUGAGGCCUGAGCAGCGUGACAGGGUGCCCCAGAGCUGGGGAGACCGGCGGCAGGAGGAGCUGCGGACCCCGAGGCCUCCUCCCCAGGCUGUGUCGGCGUCAGUGCCAGUAUCAAACACACCACCAGCACUACACUUGGUCCCAGAGGACAACAUUGAGGCCUGCCUGACUUCCUUUGAGCGAGUAGCUGAAGCCUGCCGGUGGCCCAAAGGCAAGUGGGUGACCCAACUAACACCCUCCCUUAAUGGAGAAGCCCAGCAGGCUGUGAGCAGCCUGGAUGCCACGGACAUGGGGGACUAUAAGAAGGUGAAGGCAGCCAUCCUCCAAGAGCGUGGCAUCAGCACAAACAUGCAGCGCUUGCGCUUCCGGCGGUUUCGUUACCAGGAGGCCGAGGGGCCCCGUGAGGCUUACUGCCGGCUCUGGGAGCUCUCCCAUCAAUGGCUGAAGCCUGAGGUCCGCACCAAGGAGCAGAUCAUGGAGCUGCUGAUCCUGGAGCAGUUCCUCAUUAUUCUGCCGGAGGAAAUCCAGACCUGGGUUUCUGAGCAUUGCCCUGAGACCUGUGCCCAAGCAGUGUCCCUGGCAGAAGAUUUCCAGGUCACAGUGCAUGUGAAGGUUGAGGAAGUGACAGAGGAAAUGGAGACCUGUAAGACAUGGGAAUCUCAGACACUCCAGAUGGAGCAGCCACAACCCAAUCUCAGGUGGACGUCCCAGGAGGAGACAGGAUUGAGGAAGUGUGAGCAACCUUGUAAACUUGGAAGAAGGCCACACAUUCUACAAGAAAUAUGUGCUGAAAUCCUGAGCAGACCUGAGAGGCAGCCUCAUGAGGAAGGACCUCUAAUCUUGCAACCACCCAGCACAUCUCCAGUGGAACUGGAACAGAGUGUUAACCAAAAACUGGGUUGGGAAGAAGCCUGCAAAAGGCAAAAAGAACCCCAAACAGGGAAUGAGGCAGACCCCCUGGUGGAAUGUGAGAGUGUACUCAAGAAAUUAACACAGCACCCUGUGCUGGGGAGACCCCAGAUCACAGAAAAACUGAAAAGCCAUGAGGGAGGUGUUCACAGGUUGGAGAAACCCCACAGGUGCAGGGACUGUGGGGAAAGCUUUCUGGAGAAGCAGGAACUCGUGGCUCAUGGCAGAGUCCAUGAGAAGGACAGACCUUACCCAUGCACUGAGUGUGGGAAGAGCUUUAAUAGGCUCACACACCUCAAGACCCACCAUCGGACCCACACUGGGGAGAAACCCUACUCCUGCAGUGAGUGUGGGAAGUGCUUUGGCCACCUUUCUACACUCAUUACCCACCAGAGACUCCACACAGGAGAGAGACCCUACCCCUGCAGGGAGUGUGGGAAAACCUUCACAAAUCCCUCAGAUCUAAACAAACACCAGCGCUCCCACACGGGUGAACGGCCCUACCCCUGCACUGCCUGCGGGAAGCGCUUCAGCCAGCUCUCUAACCUGACCGUGCACCAGAGGACGCAUACACAGGACAAGCCCUAUCCUUGCGCUGCCUGCGGCAAGAGCUUCAAGUACCUGGCCUACCUUGCUAUUCAUGAGCGCUCCCACACCGGGGAGCGGCCUUUCCCCUGCCCAGAGUGUGGGAAGGACUUCAGCAACAAGUCAUCUCUUGCCCGGCAUCUGAGAAUCCAUGUCAGAGCCACAGACAAGUGAGACCUUCCCAGCUGUGGACGUGUCUCCAGUGGAAUGUGCAUAAUACUGCUAAAAAGAGUAUCAGAAAUUGCUGCUGAAGAGCCUGGGAGAAAUCCAUCCCCUUCUUCCUUCCUUAUAAUACUAGCACUCCUAAUACUACCAUGGGGGAUGUAUGAGGAGGGGCUUCACCUCAUUCUUCUGAGGUGUCCCAGUUCCUGAAAACCUACUGCUGUGACUGGCAAUUCCCUGCUUUCACCAGUGGUGAGAGAGCCUUUCUCAAGUAUUGCUUUCUCUGAAAAGUGUACUUGUGUUUGAUCUUAAAUGUUGCUGCUAACAUGAGCCCCAUCCACACACACAGUCAAGUACACCGGUUCUUUAAGUCUAAUUAGCUGGCUGAACCUCAACUGACCACAAACUUUCAGCAGUUAACACAACCACUAGGAGUGUUUCUAGUUCUCCAGAGCCUUCCCAGAAUGUGCGUAUAGACAUUAGACAAGUUCUGCAGUUCACUGUGAAUGAAUUUACAGAGCAUGGGUGAGUGCGCCACUAGUGCAGGCAAGGUAAUAUGAAUGUUAUUUGGUGGUAUGAGUGCUCUCACUUCAGCAAGGCUAUCUGGAGAGGAGUUACGAUGAGUGCAGAUAACUUGGAAGGAAUGCUUCAGUGAAGAUACGGAGGAAGCAGUCCUAGGAAGAACACUUCCAGAGGAAGGUGCUGAACCAGCUCUGUCCCCUUUCUCCUGCCAACCAGAUUUGCCUGUGCAGCUAUGCACAGCAACAAUCUCCCACAUACUGUCCUCUUUCUAGGAGGAACCCAGCUGCACUAGAAUUUUUACAGCCUUCUGACAUCAUUCCCUAGCUAUCCCCACUGAUCAUGACCUGUUUGCUUCAUUUACUUCAUGACCAUUCCUGCUGACUCCUAUCCCAGAUUUAGUUACCUACGUUCACUAUGUAUUAAUCUGUCUGUACUCAUUGCCCCAUGGAUUUUUUGCUUCUGCUCUGUUGCUGCUUUGUUAACUUGCCUCAGUGUGUUGCACCAACUGUGCUGUACAGUUGCUUGGGAGCUCAGCUCCCCACCAGCACAAUGACUUGAUCAAUUUAAUCUGUUCAAGAUAUUGUGAUUAUAUAGAUACUGACUCUACUGUUGUCCACAUAGACUCCUUAAGGCAUGCUGAGACUCUAUGGACACUGGAAUCAGUACAUGAGGAGCUUGUUGCAAGAGUGGGGCUUUUGUUUUUAAACUUCUGACCUACCUACCUCAUUGGUUUUCUUUUGCAUUUUGGAUAUUUUUAGUUCUUUCCUGCUGUCUUGACAAACAAGGUGGGGAGGUAGCUGUUCUGUUCAUUUCAGUCACUGCUCUGCUAGCUUAAUUAGCUUUCUCUUAACAGUCUUUCAACACAGUUCAACCUGUUCUGUUGUUGUUUGCAUGCUUAGCUUUUGUUUUGUUUUAUGGGAGGAAAUGGGGCCAGAGUGGUGGUAGCAAGAGUAUAGCACAAGACAGGGUAGGUUUGAACCUUAUAGACUGACUAAAUCAGGUAUAUAUACAAUAUAAGCUUUAAUGAGCUGGAGCUCACUUCAUCAGCAGCUGUGAAAAGAUGUGAAGAGAGCAGUGCAUCAACUGGAUGAGAGCAAUCUGUAUACCAAAGGCAGGGAGGGAAGGAAGGGAAGGGGGCCAGUGCUGGGAGAGGCAAACAAGCAAGCAGUAAAUGAAUAGGAACAAAAGGGUCACAAACAGAAAAUGCAUUAGGAUGUAUGAUGACAUUGGGUAGAAUUCUGUUCCUUUUGUAGUCUUCUAAGUAUCUAGAUUUGGUUGUCUUUACAUGCCAAAAAUGCCAUUUAUGUGAAGGUUAGAAUUCUGUUCCAGGUCAUGUAGCCCUCUAUAUGUGGAUGACAAUGCAUGGUUAGGUACAUACACAAACUGGGCAUACAUAUUAGUAGCAAAGGCGCAUAUGCAUGCUCCUUAUAGAUGUAUAACAGCCUUAUAUGCCCCCAAAUGAAGUUAGGCAAAACCCAUGACUACAGGGCUUAGACUCAGAAAUGUAAAAAAGUUGUGUUUGUGCAUCUUUACUCUCCCACAAAAGCUCAGUGGCUAGGGCAUUCAUUUGGAAAACUGAAGGUCCUGAAGUAUAGGCCCUCCACACCUAGAGAUGUUUGGAACCUGGGUUUAUCUCACUUCUCAGCACAGUGCUCUAACCACCAUACCGCAGGUCAGUCAUUAUCCAGAUCUCCCUAUGGCAGCCCUUUUUAAUGGAGACAUUAAUAUAGUAAUUGGAAAAAAAAAUGGAUAGAGGAUAGUAAAUGCAGGAAGCUUUCGCCUCAGUAAAAACAGUGUCCCAGGCUAGAACCCAGAAACAUCCCCCUUUCCAGGCCAGCAGCUACUUCACAGAUCCAUAUAGUUUUUGGCUUGCUCCCUUCCUCCUGGCCCCACAUAUCUCCCGUAUACUUCCCUCUUGUGGCUGCCCAGGAAGCCAGAGAAAAUCUGGAUAUAAUGGCUGACCUCUGACAUAUUGGUUAUGGAGUUGUGCUAGGAGGUCAGACAGCUUCAUAUUCAAACCCCCUUUAGGCAAAGGUGACUAUUCUAGCUACACAACUAUUGGGGGAAAAAAUGGGAGGCUGCUCUUUCUCUCAUACUUUGUUGCCUAGGCAACAUAUUUAUGUAUUUAUCCAUGCAUGCAGGACUAUGUGCCCAGAAAUGACAUCCCAUCCUAUGCAUAAGCGGCAUUUCUGGGACUUAGACAUCCAUGGGAACAACUAAAUCUAGCUGCUUAGAUGGCAAGACAAGAUUAGAUCCCUUCCAUUGUGCUUUUGGUACCAUGCAAUUCAGGAAAACCUUUGUAUCCGUCUCCAUCUAUAGCCACAUACCAGCCAGCCUUUCUCUUCCUAGCUCAGCCACCUGCACAUGAUAAGGAACCUAAUACACUAGAGAGGCAAUUUCUGUAUUACAUAAUUUAUAUUGGUGAUUGAAGAGAUCCAUGAACAGAAGAAGUAUUUCACUUGCUUGUUAGGGAAGCAACACUUGGAGUAAGUCACCACAAUAUAGGUGUAAGACCAAGGUAGGGAGCACUGAUAAAGGGCCAAUAUGUUUAUAUAUAGGCUGACUGCCUAGGAGAGUCACUCACACUUUAGAUCAGGUUCUUGCAGUCCAAAUUUCCUUCUUUUCUGUACAGAUAUCAUUACUCUGUAUGUUGGUACGCAGCCAAAAAAAAAUCAUAAUUUGAACUCCAACUUUUAGUCCAUUUUAUGAGUCCCAUGGUUGUGACUGUAAAUGUCUUUUCUUGCAACUCCAGAAAGGGCUCAGUCCUUAUCUGUAGUAGGAAACUGAGGACCUGUUGGUGCAAUUCUGCCAGCAUUAGCAACAGUAGAACCUGUUCUAUGGGCAGGACUCGAGUAUUAUCACCUCUAUGUCACUCAGCCCUAGCCAGUAGGGAAGCUAUGGACUAAAUUUCCAAUUUCCAGAUAUUAAUGGGAGAAGCCCAGCAUAAGAGAUCUUUUCAAGCCUCAUCUGAGAUUUGAUGUCAUAGCUCCAAUAAAAAUAGAAGAAAAAGAGAAGAAUUCAAGUCUAUCUCAGCCAUUACCAAAUCCAGUCCUUCAAGGAUAUUGUCAACUUAACACAGUCUGGCAUCAAGCAUAGGAAAGGUGUGGGUUCCAUCUCUUACACCUACCAGCAGAGGUCCAAAAUUCCCCUAGUGGGGAGGGCAUUGAAACUAUGCUAUGCCUUUGCUGACAAAAAAACAUGUUUUUACUAUGGGCAGGUGAUAACAUUGCUAACAUCAUCUAGCUACCUCAUGUUAAGCCCUACAAAUGCUUUGUCCUCACAUAGGAUUUUACAGUAAAAAAAACAACCUAAUGUGCAGUUGUUACCUUGCUAUAAAAACACAAAAUGCCAAAUCACUUUUGUGUCAAUGAAGACACAGAAACCUAGGACUGGAAGGGGCCUCCUGGGCCAUUAAGUCUAGUCUCCUGCAGUCACAGUCACUUCUUAAUUGAAAUUAUUCCUAAAAUUACCACUUCAGAUCCUCAACUAAAGCUGCAGGAAAAAAAUCUGAAGAAAAAAAAUAGCAUAAACCAAAAAAACCAAACAAACAACCCCCCCACACACACACACUAUAACAGGCUAUAGAUAGGAUGACCAUACAUCCUGGAUUUCCUCGGACACUCCCAGAUUUUGGAGGCCAGUCAUAGAUGCAUUCAUAAAUGCUAGGGUCAGACGGGACCUCAACAGAUCAUCAAGUCCGACCCCCUGCCUAGGCAGGAACGAGUGCUAGGAUCAGAUGACCCCAGCCAGAUGCCUAUCCAGCCUUCUCUUAAAGACCUUCAAGGUAGGGGAGAGAACCACCUCCCUUGGAAGCCCAUUCAAAUUUUGGCCACCCUUACCGUGAAGAAGUUUUUCCUGAUAUCUAGCCUAAAUCUGCUCUCUGUCAGUUUGUAACCAUUGUUCCUUGUUACCCCAAAAGGUGCCCUAGUGAACAGCAUCUCCGAUCAGUGGUUCUGCUAUGACACUGACCAAUUCCUUCAGUACCCUCAGAUGCAGCUCAUCUGGGCCUGCUGACCUGAACACAUCCAGUCCAUCCAAGUGACUCUGCACCAAGUCAGUGUCAACAGUUGGUGGGCUGGUGUCCCUCUGAUGUCGAUCUAACAGCCCAUUAGGAGACUUAUCUUGAUCCCUGUUCAGGAACACCAAAGCAAAAAACUCAUUGAAUAGCUCAGCCUUGUCCCCCCUGUCUGUCACUAAUUGCUCCUUCUUGUUUAAUAGGGGUCUUAUGCUGCUCUACGCCUUCCUUUUACUCCCUAGAUACCUAAAAAAAAGACUUUUUGGUGUCUUUCUGUGUUGCCAGCCUCAGCUCUAGUUGCUUUGGCUUUUCUAACUGCUUCCCUGCAAGUGCGGGCCAGGUAGGUAUACUCCUCCUUGGUAGCUUCCCCCUGCUUCCACCACCUGUAUGCCUCCUUUUUUGCCCUUAGACUCCCCUGGAUUUCCCUGUUUAGCCAAGGAAUUUUUUUUGCUCCUUCCCCCUUUUCCCUUGUACUGGGAUAGUCUCCCUCUGCGCCCAAAGGAUCGAUUCCUUUAGAAAUGACCUCCCAACAUGGACUCCCAUCUCACCAAUACUCUUCUCCUGCAGUGCAUCAUUGGCUAGACUCCUAAGCACACUCAAGUCAGCCUUCCUAAAUUCAAGCGCUUCCACCCUACUAGUUAUCUUACCCACCCUAUGCCAUAUGGUGAAUUCGAUUGAUUGGUGGUUGCUGUACCCAAGGUGACCAUGAAUCUGCAGCUCCCCUACCAGGUCUUCCCCCGUAGCCAACACCAAGUCCAGUAAGGCAUUCCCCCUAGUGGGACUCUAUACCUCCUGCGUUAGGUGAAGUCCUGCAUGCAGGUUAAGAACCUACAUGAACAGUUGGAUUUGGCUGACUGCUCCUCCCAGCAGAUGUCAGACUAGUUUACGUCCCCCAUGACAACCACGUCCCUAAACUGUACGGCCUCUGAGAGCUGCCUCAAGAAUUCCAAGUCUAGCUUUUCCUCUUGGUGUGGUGGCCUGUAGCAGACCCCCACCACUAAGUCCCUUUCCCCUCAACCUACAUGCAUCCUAACCCACAAUGCCUCAGCUUUCUCCUCUGAUCCCAUUUCAAUUAGGGUAGAUGUAUAAUGCUCCUUUACAUAGAGAGCAACCCUGCCCCCUUUCCUCCCUACUCUGUCCCUUCUGUACAACCUGUAGCCCUCAAUGUGUACUGCCUGGUGGAGAAAAUUCAAAUUUGCAUUCUUAGGGACAGAACAAGGAGGCAGAGCUGCAGGAACUGAAAUAUGAAGCCCUAGCAGACAACAAAAUUGCCCUAAAAUAGGUUAGCUUGAUUAGUGGAAUGACCAUUAACACUAAUAUGUGUUGCUUCACAGGUGACUGUUGACACCUGUGAAGUACAGAACAAUGGGUUCAUUAAUGGGCCAUUGACUCCCUGAAGCCUGCAGCAGCUGGGGGGGUGGAGGGGUAGUGUCCUGGAUUUCACUGUUCAUAUGGUCACCCUAGCUAUAAGUCAGGGGUGUCAAACUCAUCUAGCUUCAUGGGCCACAUAAGCAGCAUAGGGGUCCCCAAAGGACAGAUCCAGAGCAUAGAGCCAAUCCAUGGGCCAGAUCCAGAGCACAGAGCUAUGUCAUCUGGUUUACCAGGUCAAUGUUACUUACUGGGGCUCUCAGAGCCUCAACAGCCACUGCUCACCUCACUACCAAAUUCCUGGCCAAUGCUCAGCCUACCAGGCCAGAUGACAUUGUUCCACACUCCAAAUCUGGCCUGUGGGGCUGGAAAUGUAUUGGUGGAAGGAGCAGUGGCUGCUGCAGCUUCAGGAACUGCAACCAUUAAUGGUGCCGCAACUUGCCCUACCACCAAAUUUCCAGCUCCACAGGCCAGCUGACAGCUCUGCAUGCUGGAUCUACCCACAGGCUGUACUUUUGGCACUUCUGCCAUAAGUAAAAGCAAGGGAGACAAGGACACUGCCAAUGCCCUCUCCCUGCAACUGCAGGAAAAUCUCUCUUUAUAUAUAUGUUCUGAAAAGCCUAGGAAAAGGAGCAAGGACUUUGAACUUCUGGGAUUUUAUAUUACUAGCAGGAGCAUCAGUGUACUUUAUUUAGUCAAAAAGAAAACAAACAAACAGCCUUAACUUUGGCCAACAUCCCAAACUUCAGGAGUGUUUAACAGUGUGAGUCCAGAAAAGUACUUGAAACUGGCCACAGUCAGAAGAAAGAGGCACAUAUGUAUUUCACUUUUCUUUGGCAAAGCACCAAAAGCCUGUAAUGAACAAAUGAAGGAAUGAUGAAAUCAGGUUAUCAAAGAAACUCUCCUGUCCAUCAGUAUGGUGCCUGAUGAAAGCCCACUGCAGUAGGCUAAGCCCUCAGAUAAGGUUAAGACUGAGUUUAAGGUGAAAUGACUGUACAGAUUCUAGAUUCAGCCAUAUCAGAGGUGAAAGCUGAUGGCCAUUUUACUGUGGAAUAUAGAUGUAAAAACUGAGAUUGGACAUUGAAAUACUGGAUCACUGACCUUCCUUACCUGCUGUUGUGAACCAGCAAACUUGGCAGAACAGUGCCAGAGUGCUGACCCUUCCCCUCCAUGUGCUGCUCAGGGUGGGAAGGCUGUGGUGUUGUAAGGAGUGACCUAGAAACCACUACUCAGAGAUGAAACAGAAGAGAAUGUUAUGUGACGAAUGCCCAUCUGCGAUGAUAAGUAGGAGACAGUCCUAGAUAAAGGGGGCUUGAAAACAAAAGCAAGAAGCAAAGUACUGGGGUAAAGGGCUCAUUAAAAUACUAAAAAUCACGCCCCUAGGUGGGGAAAAAGUAUGCUAAUGAAACAUACAUGUAUGUAAAUGAGAUACAUGGCUAAAACACAGGUAUAGAGACAUGCUCUGUAAAGAACUCCUUGCGUCACUCCUUUAUAACCAUUCAGCAAACAAGGAUGCUUAUGAAGGCUCAAAAACUCCUGUAUAAAAGAUGCUUAGAAAUAGUUAUCUGGUGUGCUUGUUACGUGAAAUAUUCCGCUCGCACCUUUUAUUGCUAGCAAUAAACCUUCUUUGUACUUUCA
Messenger RNA from Alligator mississippiensis (American alligator), 9579 nucleotides. RefSeq names its product zinc finger and SCAN domain-containing protein 31-like. The transcript is spliced from 3 exons. Gene Ontology annotation, molecular function: RNA polymerase II cis-regulatory region sequence-specific DNA binding; DNA-binding transcription factor activity. The record is from RefSeq and is a predicted model, not a curated record. Gene Ontology annotation, biological process: regulation of transcription by RNA polymerase II. The coding region runs from base 177 to 2048 and encodes 623 amino acids. Lineage: Eukaryota; Metazoa; Chordata; Crocodylia; Alligatoridae.